Molecule: messenger RNA, 1434 nt
Organism: Sesamum indicum (sesame)
Lineage: Eukaryota; Viridiplantae; Streptophyta; Magnoliopsida; Lamiales; Pedaliaceae
Product: ribulose-phosphate 3-epimerase, chloroplastic
Biological process (GO): pentose-phosphate shunt; carbohydrate metabolic process
Molecular function (GO): D-ribulose-phosphate 3-epimerase activity
Source: RefSeq, a predicted model, not a curated record
UGUCCAGGACUCCUUCGAAAUGAGAUUGGUUAAUUGUCUCUAGGGAACUUGGAAAGACAAGCUAUUUCCACCCAAUCCAUCAUUGAGACCUCUGUUCCAAGAAUUCAGAUUCAGUGCCCGAAAACGAUAGAAUUGGAAUCUUCAAACUUGAUAAGCAAAAAUAUAUCAGAAAAAUGGCAUCCGCAGCUGCUUCUGUGUGUUCAUCAACCUUGGUUCAGUCAGUUGGUGGAGGCCUUAAAGCUCAGAACUCUUCUUUUUCCACUCCCAAUUCACUCACUUUUACAAGGAGAAAAACUGUAGUGAAGGCAACCUCUCGGGUUGAUAAGUUCUCGAAAAGUAAUGUCAUUGUCUCUCCAUCUAUUCUUUCUGCUAACUUUGCCAAGUUAGGAGAACAGGUGAAAGCAGUAGAGUUGGCAGGUUGUGAUUGGAUUCAUGUUGAUGUGAUGGAUGGUCGCUUUGUCCCAAAUAUUACGAUUGGACCCCUCGUCGUUGAUGCACUUCGUCCAGUCACAGAUCUUCCGUUGGAUGUGCAUUUGAUGAUUGUGGAACCUGAGCAGCGGGUACCUGACUUCAUAAAGGCUGGAGCUGACAUAGUUAGCAUUCACUGUGAACAAUCUUCAACUAUCCAUUUGCAUCGCACCUUAAAUCAAGUCAAGAGUCUUGGUGCUAAAGCUGGAGUUGUCCUGAACCCUGGAACCCCUUUGAGUGCCAUAGAAUAUGUUCUCGAUGUGGUUGAUCUGGUAUUGAUUAUGUCAGUAAACCCUGGUUUCGGUGGGCAAAGCUUCAUCGAGAGCCAAGUCAAGAAAAUCUCAGACUUGAGAAGAAUGUGCUCGGAGAAGGGAGUCAACCCAUGGAUUGAGGUCGAUGGUGGAGUUGGUCCUAAAAACGCUUAUAAGGUAAUUGAAGCUGGGGCCAAUGCAUUAGUUGCUGGAUCUGCAGUUUUUGGAGCUCCCGACUAUGCUGAAGCUAUUAAAGGGAUCAAAACCAGCAAAAGGCCCGACGGAGUUCCAGUAUAAAUUACUGAUUGAUGAUUUUGCUUAAGUCUACCUUUGGCUUUGAUCUCUUGAAUCACAGACGAUAUGCAGAACAAGUCGGAGCAAAACAUCAAAUGCUGUUGCCAGGUACACCAAUACUGAACUCCUUCGUUUCGUCGGACAAACAAGAAGAGUAGUCGUAAACCUGUCCUGAGAUGGAUGUGUAUAGCAGUAGUCCUCAUGGGGAAUUUGUGCAGGAAAGAUAGAUCAACAUACUUACCUUCACUUACAACAAAGAAGAAAAAAGCAUGUUGUCUAUGUACAUAUUUUUUUACAUUGUUUUGUGUAUAAAUGUAUUAGUGAGUUCCCCUGAUCGCAUGAUGUUGAAAUAUGGCUGUUAACGCCCAAUGUUGUCCAAAAAUGCGUAUCCUUGGUAAGAAUACAUGUAAAAUUCAAUUCC